AGCGGAAGUUGAUACAUAGCAGGGCGCCUUUCUUCAAAACAACGACAUGAGAUACUGAAUUACAUCUUUUGUCACAAUGCCUCUGUCAACCCAGUCGCAAGGCGAUGCGGAACAGUACGUUUUAGUGGCAUGUUUGGACAAUGCUCGCAAUCUGUCCAACAUACUGAAAGCCAUCACCUUCAAAGACCAUGCCAUCUUCAGCGCCACACCCAAUGGACUGAAGGUCACUGUGGAGGACUCCAAAUGUCUGCAGGCCAAUGCCUUCAUCCAGUCUGAAAUCUUCCAGGAGUACACGAUAAAGGAAGAUUCGGUGGGUUUUCAGGUCAACCUCACUGUUCUGCUGGACUGCCUCAAUAUCUUUGGAGGAAGCACAGCUCCAGGAGUAUCAACAGCCCUGCGGAUGUGUUACAAGGGGUACGGUUACCCUCUGACCCUGUUCCUGGAGGAGGGGGGGGUAGUGACAGUGUGCAAGAUCAACACCCAAGAACCAGAAGAGCCAGUUGACUUUGAGUUCUGCAGCACCAACGUCACAAACAAGGUGAUCCUGCAGUCAGAGAGUCUGAAGGAAGCCUUCUCCGAGCUCGACAUGACCAGUGAGGUGCUGCAGAUCACCAUGUCCCCCAGCCAGCCAUACUUCAGGUUGUCUACAUUUGGGAACUCUGGAAAUGCCCAUUACGAUUAUCCCAAGGACUCUGACAUGAUGGAGCUGUUCAAAUGCACCAAGACACAAACCAACAGGUACAAGAUGUCUCUGCUGAAGCCCUCCACCAAAGCCCUGGCCUUGUCCUGUAAGGUCUCUGUGAGGACAGACAGCAGGGGCUUCCUCUCUCUGCAGUACCUGGUCAGGAACGACGAUGGACAGAUCUGCUUUGUAGAAUAUUACUGUUGUCCUGACGAAGAGGUGGCGGAGGACUGAUCAGUCGGUGGAAUCUCCCUUUAAAUAAGCACCAUAACUUCAGUGGUGGCCGGCUGCUUUGAAUGAGAAGGCAGUACAGCCGGGGUGGGGAGGGAACACAGGAAAUAAAUGCUGGACGUAAUGGGCAUAAUGGUGAAUGAUGGACAGAAAGGGUAGCAUGGUUUUGAUGAAAAUCAACCAGUUCAUCCAUUGCCAACAGACAUUUUGGAGCAUUGCUGCUGGAUCUGGGGAAAGAUAAUGUCCCGGUUUGAUCUUGUUAGGUACCUGUGUGCAGUUAAACCACCAUCGUACAUCAUUUCAUAGACAAAACAAUUGUAUAUAGAGUUACUGUUUAAUAUGGAGACACAGGUGUUUUGGGUCACAUAUCUCUUGCUAUGUAAACAUUGCCUUUAACUUAAUGAGCCAACAAAGUUGUCUAAUUGUGGCCACAUUUGUUCAUACAAUGUUUGUUUUCUAGAUAUUAUACCUUUUUAUGACACAUGCAGUGAGCUAGAUGAUGGCUAAUAAAAUAAGAUAUUCAAUUUAAA
Messenger RNA from Trematomus bernacchii (emerald rockcod), 1443 nucleotides. RefSeq names its product RAD1 homolog (S. pombe) (gene rad1). The record is from RefSeq and is a predicted model, not a curated record. Gene Ontology annotation, molecular function: 3'-5' exonuclease activity. Gene Ontology annotation, biological process: DNA repair; DNA damage checkpoint signaling. The coding region runs from base 77 to 916 and encodes 279 amino acids. Gene Ontology annotation, cellular component: checkpoint clamp complex; nucleus. The transcript is spliced from 7 exons. NCBI's taxonomy places the organism in Eukaryota, Metazoa, Chordata, Actinopteri, Perciformes, Nototheniidae.